Molecule: messenger RNA, 339 nt
Organism: Phaethon lepturus (White-tailed tropicbird)
Lineage: Eukaryota; Metazoa; Chordata; Aves; Phaethontiformes; Phaethontidae
Product: chromosome unknown open reading frame, human C14orf132
Exons: 2
Coding region: 1-339 (112 amino acids)
Source: RefSeq, a predicted model, not a curated record
AUGGAAACCACUGGGGGCAGGGAAAGGUUGGUUGGUGUUGCAGCAAGAGUUUUUCUGAAGGAGAACAUUUGCAGACGUUUUUCAGCUUUCCUUGGAGCACUGGAGUUCUACCAGCUUCCUGUUAUGGGAGGAGCCUUUAUGGACUCGCCCAACGAGGACUUUAGUACAGAGUACUCCUUGUUUAACUCGUCAGCCAACGUCCAUGCAGCUUCCUCCAUGCAGAAUCCACCAGAAGAGACAUCCCGUUCUUCAAAUGAUGCCAUAUUGUUAUGGAUUGCAAUAAUAGCAACAAUUGGAAAUAUUGUGGUUGUGGGGGUGGUGUAUGCCUUCACCUUCUAG